AUGGCGGCCGCCCUCGCCCGCGGCCGCCAGCCAAUCGGCGUGCGGGAGGCGGCCCCCGCGUACUGCGGCCGAGUGGGCCGGUGUGGAAACAGGAGCGCGGCGCGCGAAGUCCCCACAGAUUUCGGCAAACGAGUGUACCAAGGAGUACGAGUGAAACACACAGUCAAAGAUCUGCUCGCCGAGAAGCGAUCCAGGCAGAGCAGUGGCUCCCACUGCAGUAAUGCUCGAGUGCAAAGGGCUCUGCUUUGUGCUCGCAAAGGUGCCUACAACUCUUCGGCUGCUGUAUGGUUUCCUCGUAGCCAUCCCUUUUUUCCCACGAUUGCCACAGGCUCACCCACCGCAACUGCUUACUACGGCGUCAGGAGGUCCUUCAUGGCUGAGCUGGAUUUCCACAACACAAAGCAGUUUGCCAGUGACGUCUGCUCACCCCCUCCAGGAUCCAAGCCGCUCCCGUGCGAUUCCUCUGCCGUCCAGGGCUACUCAGCGCUCCUGGAUCCGUACCUCCCUGAGCAAUACGGGGAUCACUCCCGUACUGCUCCCUUUACAUCCAGUACCAGCUCCUUCUUCAGUCCUUCUUCGUUGCCCUCUCUCCUGCCGUCCUUCCCUAAUGACACGGCGCAUAUCCUACUAAGAGAGCCCUGGGAACAGACCUCUCCUGACAGCUUGGGCCAGCCUGAAGGCCCGUGCUCAGACUCCCUGCAAGCGAUGCCUGCCAGCGCCGGCUGCCUUUCCUCCCACGAGACGGGCAGCACUUCCCCAUACAGGAGCUCAGGCUGGGUCCCGGCCGUGCCUGGAGCCCAGCCGUACCUGCUGCAUCCCCUGGAAGAGGUGCACUACUCCUCCAGCUACGCCGCCACCGCGCCCUACUCAUUCUCACCGCUCAUGACUGUGGCAAAUGAGCUCACUGCCAGGAUGAACCAUCUCUCCCCCGAGCCGUCCUCAGAUGCGCAGGCUCUCCACGACUCCACGUCCUGGGCGAAGGAGGAUGGAGGUCCCCUCUGGGGCACAUAUGAUGGCCGGAGAACUUACUGA
Nothoprocta perdicaria is the source of this 1032-nucleotide messenger RNA. It is a transcript of the gene POU2AF2, whose product is annotated as chromosome unknown C11orf53 homolog. The record is from RefSeq and is a predicted model, not a curated record. Gene Ontology annotation, molecular function: DNA binding; POU domain binding. NCBI's taxonomy places the organism in Eukaryota, Metazoa, Chordata, Aves, Tinamiformes, Tinamidae.